AUGCUCUCCUUCCUAGCCCGCCGCGUCCCAAGGACCCCCAUCUCACACCUGGAAAGCAUGACCCUCGAUGGCGGCCGUUCCACAGCCGAGUUCAGGCCGCCCACGGACCGCUACCUCGUCCUCAACCGCCUCCCACGAGCAGCCUCGGACCGCGAGGCCGCACAGCUGGGCCUGCCACACGCCGGCGCCACCUCAUCGCUUGCGCCGCCCUUGCACCGCCACCUCUGGCAGGACGAGAUCUUCCAUGUCAUAAAGGGCACGGCGCGGUUCACCCUCGGCACCAGCCGGUCCCCCAGCACCACGGAGAGGCUUGCCUCGGCGGGGGAGGUGGUCGUCAUCCCCAGGCGGGCGGCCCAUACGUUCUGCAACGCGAGCGAGGACGAGGAGCUGGUGCUGGAGUUUGUGCUGGACCCGGCCUCCCGGGACGCGGACGAGGCAUAUUUCCCCGGUGUGAAGCCGAGUGUCUUCCAGGCUCUGUUGUUCAUGCACCGUGGCGGCGUCGCAAGGGCUCUGCCCGGCCCCGACGGCAUCUCCAUAGUCCUGGGCAUGCUGCUCAACUACGUUGGUGGGGCUUUUAUUGGCAAGUGGCUGCUCGGCUACUCAGCAUCCUACCACGAGUACUAUCGCCCGAGGUCCCCUUCCAAGGUUGACGGAUGA
Molecule: messenger RNA, 657 nt
Organism: Diaporthe batatas
Lineage: Eukaryota; Fungi; Ascomycota; Sordariomycetes; Diaporthales; Diaporthaceae
Exons: 2
Coding region: 1-657 (218 amino acids)
Source: RefSeq, a predicted model, not a curated record